Messenger RNA from Trichobilharzia regenti, 1679 nucleotides. The record is from the annotation of a GenBank genome assembly. NCBI's taxonomy places the organism in Eukaryota, Metazoa, Platyhelminthes, Trematoda, Strigeidida, Schistosomatidae.
GGGACGCUAUUCUUAAACUUCGCCCAGCUCUCCGCUUCCCAUUCGGAUACCAUUCAAGGGAGAGAGAGGCUGGCGUGUGAUGUGAGUACAACCUGAUCAGACGCCAGCCUCUCUCUCCCUUGAAUGGAAUCCGAAUGGGAAGCGGAGAGCUGAUCGUCAGUGCUAGGUUGAUAUGGAGGUCGUGUGGUGACGAGAUGAAAGCAUUUGGGCAGACGUGGAGACAGGUGAUAACGUUGGCAGAGAACCGAACGCAAUGGAGACCUCUGGCCGAAGUCCUAUCUUCCUCUAGGAAUUAAAGGAAGCAAUAAUAAUAAGCUGAAGGGUAUAAUGUCUAUAUGAUUUCAAAGCCCGCCUCAGUAACACGAACUUCAUAUUAGCCGCAAUCUGUAUGCACGCGAAGAUUCACCAACCACAAUACAUUUGAUAUAGACGUUUUGUUUGAUCAUGUCGAAAUGGACUAGGCGAUUAGGCUUAGCACUGGAAUGGACAUGUCAUGGGAUUCCUUGGAUAGCUUGUGUUUUGUCGUGGCUUAUAUUGUUGUGGAUUAACAACACACAAGGUGUUAAGCAAUUUUUAAAACUAUCCAGCGAUGAAAUCGACACAAAUGUUCCAAGACUACUGUCCUUACUCAUUGCCUUAUUAUUUGAUGCGAUUACAGUAGGCUUGAUCAAGUUGACAUUUCGACGUCAAAGACCUAAAGGAGAUAAUCAUUCAGAUAUGCGGUUAACCGUAGGCGUUGAUGCCUGGUCAUUUCCUUCAGGUCAUGCUAGUCGUUCAACAAUGCUGUUCUUUCUAAUCUCUUAUCUCUGGCUAUCAUCAUCGUCGAUUAAAUUAUGGAUAGGAUGUUUAUUGCUACUAUGGAGUAUUAUUGUAUGCUAUUCACGUUAUGCAAUGCGUCGUCAUCAUAUAACGGAUAUUCUAGCCGGUUGUAUAUUAGGCUAUGGGGAGUAUUAUUUGAUUAAACAAAUUAACUGGAACUUAGUAGCUCUAUACCUAUCUUCAUAUUUGUUUUAAAAGGCGAUAACAAAGACACACGUACCCCGUCUCCCUCCACACACACACCAUAAAUGUAACAAUAGGGAAAAGUGAUCGAAAAAUAAGUCAUACUUUUGAUUUUAAUGUAUACCUUUGUGUACUUUGAUAAUUUUCUUUGAUAAUUCCCUUAUCAAUAUUUGUAUUGUGCAAUAUUCAUGUGAACUGAGUAUAAAAGGUGUAAUCUGUUUUAAUUGUGAAAAUAUUUAUUUUGUCCAAUCAGAUUUUAGCCAUUAUUUUAGAUGGCAUAUUUUAUCAAUCACAGUCUGUUACAAAUCAUCAGUUUGCUUUUCCAUUUAUGUUACAUUUUGAUAAAAUCCAUUUUUACCAUGAUUAUUAUUCGUGCAAUAAAAGUCCAGUUAAUUCUUUCAUCGCGGUGAGAACAUUGAAUACACUGCGUGUGUGUGUGUGAGGGAGAGAGACUUACAUUUUCUAAGUUCUCCUACCUGUUAAUUUCUAUUCCCGAUUUUUGCUACGGUAUUUAUUUAUUUAUUUACUUACUUACUGAAUUAGAAAAGAUGCUAUUUUUAAAAGACAAUUUUGUUUGAAAUAAAGUUUUGAUGUACAAAUAGAUAUUGGAUACACUGGUAGAGUAUAACUUCAUUACAAAAUAAAUUUGUUUGCAUUUAAAGCGCACAGUAGCACAG